AUGUCAUAUAGACCCUCCUACAGGAAUCAGUGCAAAGGUCUACAGUGGGGCGUCAGGAGAAGUGGAAUGGAAGCAAGACAGUACAGGAAAAGAAGAAGAUACCCUACCCAAAAUCCUGACCAUGGAGUGACAUCCACUGAAACCGAUAUUGCCAUCAUUGCAGGUGUAAUUGCUGCUGUAGCCUUUGUCCUGGUCUGCCUCCUUUUCGUCAUGCUACACUAUAUGUACCGGCACAAAGGCACAUACUACACCAAUGAAGCCAAGGGAACAGAGUUUGCAGAGAAUGCAGACACGGCCCUACAGGGUGACCCUGCUCUCCAGGAUGCCGGUGACAGCAGCAGAAAGGAGUAUUUUAUCUGA
Orycteropus afer afer is the source of this 360-nucleotide messenger RNA. The record is from RefSeq and is a predicted model, not a curated record. NCBI's taxonomy places the organism in Eukaryota, Metazoa, Chordata, Mammalia, Tubulidentata, Orycteropodidae.